Molecule: messenger RNA, 1269 nt
Organism: Diaporthe amygdali
Lineage: Eukaryota; Fungi; Ascomycota; Sordariomycetes; Diaporthales; Diaporthaceae
Product: saccharopine dehydrogenase
Exons: 6
Coding region: 1-1269 (422 amino acids)
Biological process (GO): glycolipid biosynthetic process
Cellular component (GO): mitochondrion; plasma membrane; lipid droplet
Source: RefSeq, a predicted model, not a curated record
AUGGGAUUCAAACAGCAUGGGCGGACGUAUGACCUGGUAGUUUUUGGGGCAACCGGUUAUACUGGAAAAUACACUGCAGAACAUAUCACCACGCACCUGCCCACCGAUCUUAAAUGGGCCAUUGCUGGUCGUUCCCGGGAGAAGUUGCAAAAGCUCGCUGACGAGCUCAAGCCCUUGAACCCGGAUCGACGACAACCUGAGCUUGAGAUCUGCAGCUUGAACGGAGAUGAUCUGGGCGCGUUGGCCAAGAAGACGUUCAUCUUGAUCACAACUGUGGGACCUUAUGGGCAGUAUGGGGAGCAUGCCUUCAAAGCAUGCGCCGAGAAUGGCACGCACUACUUCGACGUCACAGGGGAGGUUCCCUUCGUGGCACGCAUGAUCAAAAAGUACGAGAAGGUCGCAAAGCAGACAGGCAGCAUGCUCUUCCCGGAGAUCGGCUUCGAGUCCGCCCCGGCGGACUUGAUUGUCUGGUCUCUUGCCAAGCACAACCGCACCGAACUUGCAGCCAAGACCCGUGAGGCGGUCAUGUCCAUCCACAGGAUAAACGCGGCGCCCUCGGGCGGGACCCUAGCCUCCCUCCUCGGGUUUUUUGACACAUUCAGCCUGAAGGAGAUAACCGAAACCAUGCGGCCAUUUGCACUCUCCCCCGUGCCAAAUCCCAACGCCGCCUCGCACAAGCCGUCUCUCAAGACGCGGCUGACGGGGCUCCGCACGGUGCCCAACCUGGGGAAAAUGACGACCUGCCUCGCCGGGGACAGCGACAGGGCGAUAAUCGGCCGGACGUGGGGCCUGUUCGAGCAGAUCGGCACGAAAGAGGCCGAGGCCUACGGGCCCAACUUCGCGUUCAGCGAGUACAUGAGGACGCGCAACUGGCUGUCGGGCGUGCUCAUGCACUGGGGCAUCGCCGUCGUAAGCGUCCUACUAGUCGCACUACCACCACUACGAUCGGUAGUGAGGAGGUUCGUCUAUAAGCAGGGUGACGGCCCGGACAAGGAGCAGUCGAAGAAGCACGAGAUCGAGAUCCGCGGCGUUGCUGCGCCUGACACCGAAAGGCCGGUCGGGAAGCAGGCGUUCUGCCGGGCUACCUACUUCGGCAGCAUGUACGCCUUGACCGGUACUCUCCUCGCUGAGGCCGCGCUGACCGUUCUGGAGGACGAUAUUGACCUUGGUGGAGGUGGAGUCUUCACGCCGGCCUGUCUUGGUCAGGGAUUCGUGGACAGACUAGACGGUGCCGGAUUCAAGAUUCAAACCGAGUCGGUAUUGACCUAG